AUGCCCUCCCUUUGGAACAUCCAAGCCAACCAGCUUGCUUCUCUCAACUUCCUCUAUGUCACUGGUCGAGCGGAAGGUCAUAUUGGACUAGUUGCCCAGAAGAUCAUGUUCCUUCAAGACCGAUUGCCGACCACUUACCUUACGGGAUACAUACUCGUACGGGAUGGUCUCCCCAUUCGAAAACGCCCCAGUACAUCUGACCAACGUAAUCCAUACAGCCCAUCUGUACCCCAUUUCGCUGAAGGGUCGGCACCCAUUCUCCGGUUCAAUGAAGAUCACCGACAACAGCUACCAUCAAAUGUAUUGUCCUCCGCAGCUCGAUCGUCACUACCUUUCCCCUGGAAUCCUCCCGCGGACCAGAGUCAUCACCUGCCAAGCUAUUAUCCCCGUCUUUUCCGGGUUGAUAGGUCGUUAGGAUUAUGCACAUCCUUCAACGACUGUAUUCGUACAUGGACGGUCUCCACGGAGGUGCUCGUCACACUCAUGCGGAAGGUCGCAGAGUGCCACCGAGCGGUUGGCGGUGUUCGCUGGUGGGAUGAUAUGAGGCCGUCUUUAACUAUGCCGGGAUUCUAUUGUUACUGA
Desarmillaria tabescens is the source of this 582-nucleotide messenger RNA. RefSeq lists its product as uncharacterized. The record is from RefSeq and is a predicted model, not a curated record. The transcript has 2 exons. NCBI's taxonomy places the organism in Eukaryota, Fungi, Basidiomycota, Agaricomycetes, Agaricales, Physalacriaceae. Bases 1 to 582 code for a protein of 193 amino acids.